Nycticebus coucang (slow loris) is the source of this 5681-nucleotide messenger RNA. It is a transcript of the gene TGFBRAP1, whose product is annotated as transforming growth factor beta receptor associated protein 1. Lineage: Eukaryota; Metazoa; Chordata; Mammalia; Primates; Lorisidae. Gene Ontology annotation, cellular component: cytoplasm; membrane. Bases 373 to 3051 code for a protein of 892 amino acids. The record is from RefSeq and is a predicted model, not a curated record. The transcript is spliced from 15 exons. Gene Ontology annotation, biological process: vesicle-mediated transport; intracellular protein transport; autophagy.
GGCCAGCCCAGGAGCCGCGGGCCGGAGCGGGGCGGCGGGGCCCCAGGCCGCGGGGCGGCGCGGGACGGCGGGCGCGGGCGCCGUUAGACGUGCUGUGGAUUCUGAAUUCUGAUUUGCUGUACGUAUCAAGAUUUUUUUGUUAAACACUAAGACAUGAACACAUGCAUUAGCCAAGGCCGGCACAAGGUCAGUCACCAGUGUCACUGCCUUCUGCCUCCACACCUGGUCCCCCUAGAAGGUCUUCGCUGGCACUAACAGGCCUGGAGCUGUCAUCCCCUGUGAUAACGGUGCCUCCUCCUGGAUGCCUCCUGAAGGACCUGUUAUAUAACAGUUUUUGGCCAGGGCUGGGUUUGAACACACCACCUCUGAUACAUGGGGCUGGCGCCCUACUCCUUGAGCCACAAGCGCCACCCGUUUCUGCCCUUUUCUGAAACUCUUUGUUAUGUUGUCUGUGGAAAUCACCCAGUAGACAUGAUGAACAUCAAGGCCUUCACGCUGGUCUGUGCCGUGGAGCGGGAGCUGCUGGUGGCCGGCAAGGAGUGUGUCAGCAUAGAGUGCGUGGAGUGCUGCGGCAGGGACCUGUACGUGGGCACCAACGACGGCUUCAUCUACCACUUUCUGCUGGAGGAGAAGCCUGUGCCCACUGGGACUGCCACGUUCACGGCCACCAAGCAGCUGCACAGACACCUGGGUUUCAAGAAGCCCGUGAAUGAGCUGCGGGCGGCCUCGGCUCUCAACAGGCUGCUGGUGCUGUGUGACAACUCCAUCACCCUGGCCAACAUGCUGAGCCUGGAGCCCGUCCCCUCAGGGGCCCGCAUCAAAGGAGCAUCCACCUUCACUCUGAACGAGAACCCCGUGAGCGGGGACCCGUUCUGCGUGGAGGUUUGCAUUAUUCCUGUUAAACGCAGAACCAUCCAGAUGUUUCUGGUGUAUGAGGAUCGGGUGCAGAUCGUCAAGGAGGUGUCAACACCAGAGCAGCCCUUCGCUGUGGCUGUGGACGGACACUUCCUGUGCCUGGCCCUGUCCACUCAGUACAUCAUCCUGAACUACAGCUCGGGUGUCUCCCAGGACCUGUUUCCCUACUGCAGUGAGGAGAAGCGGCCCAUCGUCAAGAGGAUAGGGAGGCAGGAGUUUCUGCUGGCAGGCCCCGGGGGGCUGGGCAUGUUUGCCACAGUUGCUGGGAUUUCCCAGCGUGCCCCUGUGCACUGGUCAGAGAACGUGAUUGGGGCAGCUGUUUCCUUUCCGUAUGUCAUAGCGCUCGAUGACGAAUUCAUCACAGUUCAUAGCAUGUUGGAUCAGCAGCAAAAGCAGACCCUGCCCUUUAAGGAAGGCCACAUCCUGCAGGACUUUGAAGGAAGAGUGAUUGUUGCCACAAGUAAAGGAGUUUACAUCUUGGUUCCAUUACCUCUGGAAAAACAAAUACAGGAUCUUCUAGCAAACCGUAGAGUGGAAGAGGCUUUGGUUUUAGCCAAAGGGGCCCGGAGGAACAUUCCAAAAGAGAAAUUUCAGGUCAUGUACAGAAGGAUUCUGCAGCAGGCGGGGUUUAUACAGUUUGCACAACUUCAGUUCCUGGAAGCUAAAGAGCUCUUCAGAAGCGGCCAGCUUGACGUCCGGGAGCUGAUCUCUCUCUACCCCUUCCUGUUGCCUACCUCCUCCUCCUUCACCCGGUCCCACCCUCCUCUCCACGAGUAUGCAGACCUGAACCAGCUGACCCAAGGGGACCAGGAGAAGAUGGCCAAGUGCAAGCGAUUCCUCAUGAGCUAUCUGAACGAAGUCCGCAGCACAGAGGGAGCAAAUGGCUACAAGGAAGACAUCGACACAGCCUUGCUCAAGCUCUAUGCGGAGGCCAACCACGACAGCCUGCUGGACCUCCUGGUCACUGAGAACUUCUGCCUUCUGACGGAUAGUGCCGUCUGGCUGGAGAAGCACAAAAAGUAUUUUGCACUUGGACUGCUCUAUCAUUAUAACAACCAAGAUGCUGCUGCAGUUCAGUUGUGGGUGAACAUUGUGAAUGGGGACAUCCAGGACUCCACGCGCUCGGAUGUGUACGAGUACGUCGUUGAUUUCCUCACCUGCUGUGUAGACCAGGAGCUGGUGUGGGCCCACGCCGACUGGGUCCUGCAGAGGAGUGAGGAGGUUGGAGUUCAAGUUUUCACCAAAAGACCUUUGGACGAACAGCAGAAUAGUUUUAAGCCAGAUGACAUUAUCAGUUGCCUUAAAAAAUACCCUAAAGCUCUUGUUAAAUAUCUGGAACAUCUCGUUAUGGACAAGAGUCUGCAGAAAGAAGAGUAUCACACACACUUAGCGCUCCUCUACCUGGAAGAGGUGCUGCAGCAGAGGACCCCCACCAGCAGCCAGGGUGCAGAAGCCACCGAGACGCAGGCCAAACUGCGGCAUCUCCUGCAGAAGUCUGAUUUGUACCGAGUCCACUUCUUGAUAGAGAAGAUCCAGGGCGCAGGCCUGCCCAUGGAGCGCGCCAUCCUUCACGGGAAGCUGGGUGAGGACGACAAGGCCCUGCACAUCCUGGUGCACGAGCUGAAGGACUUCUCUGCGGCCGAGGACUACUGCCUGUGGUGCUCCGAGGGCCGGGACCCAUCCCGCCGUCAGGGCCUCUUCCACACACUGCUCUCCAUUUACCUCCGCGCCGGGCCCUCCGCCCAUGAGCUGACCGUGGCCGCCAUGGACCUGCUGAACCGCCACGCCACAGAGUUCAAUGCGGCCCAGGUGCUGCAGCUGCUGCCUGACACAUGGUCUGUGCAGCUUCUUUGUCCGUUCCUGACGGGGGCCAUGAGAAACAGCGUCCAUGCCAGGAGGACCAUGCAGGUAGCCGUGGGCCUGGCCAAGUCAGAAAACUUAAUCUACACCUGCGACAAGAUGAAGUUGAAAGGAAGCUCAGUUCGGCUGUCAGACAAAAAGCUUUGCCAGAUGUGCCAAAAUCCCUUUUGUGAGCCUGUGUUUGUUAGAUAUCCAAAUGGUGGUCUCGUGCACACGCACUGUGCUGCCAGCAGACACACGAACCCCAGCUCACCCAGCCCUGGCACCCGGACUUGAAAAAAAACUUGGCCUGAAGGCACAAGGGGAAUUCCAAGUCCUUUACCAAGCCUGCUGGAUGCAAAGAAAGAGCAGACAGCCAGGCCCUCUGUGUCCACCAGGACGAAGGGAAUACAUCUGGGUGCCUUUGUCCACGUGAAACAAGGACUUUUCACUUCUGACUACUCUCUGUGAAUGUACAUGGAAAAUCCCUGAAAAUCCCCCAAAUAGAGACAUGCAAGAGUUCACCUGUCCAGGAACAUAGUUAGUAAUCCAAAACAAAAGUCUACUUCGAAAGAAAGUGAGUCUUCCCUGUAUAAUCCAGACACAGAUGAGGGGUUUACGCCACCCCAGCCCCUCCAUUUCUAGACACACAUCUGCUUCAGUGUGGUAUGAAGUGAAGCCCUCUCCUGCCUGGGCAAGUGACCAGAGCACAGGGACCUGUGGUGGGCAGCCUUGCAUUCCAACAGAGGUGCGUUCUCCAUCCAUAAGGUGAUUCUUUUUCCCAGGGUAACCUAGGGGCCCUGCCUUUGCCCUUAGAAACAGCUGAUCUUGGGGAAGGAUCUGGUUCCUUUCUUCCCUUCUGGCUCUCACUCGCCAAAAGAUUUUGCCUUGUUUACCCAAGCACUCACUUUAGGGUAAAUUCAUAUGCUUCUGGCUGCCUAGCAAGUGAAAAUCUAUUUAGGAACCGAGAAAGCCGACCUUAAAGAAGGUGGCAGAAAGGAGAAUGUCAUGGUCAGUGAGGGCCCAGGUAUGUGUUCCUUUCCUCUCCGUUAUCUGCUGAUCUGAAACUCCAUGAUUAACAUGUUUGUCUAAACAUUUAAAUUUGUCUGAUCAUUGUAAUUUUUCUAUUGUUUAGAAAAAUUCAUCUGUCCUAUUCAUUAGGAAUAUUUUCUUUCAUUAGAAUGUACCUCCUAAUGAAUAUUUGGGAGAUUAAAAGGGAAAUGUGAUGAGCACAAACUGAGCGUUCGUUCCAGGAGAGGCCGGCUUUCCCCUGGCACUUUUUAGGAGGGCAGGCCCUGGGUACCCUGGAGGGUACGUUUGCCCCGCACACCCUUACGAGGAUGUCCAGUCAGGCUGCUUUACCCUCCAGCACUUUAAGUGCCUGCUCUGCGGUUUUCUGAACAUGCAGAAAAUGCCUCUCAUCCUAACAGUCGUCUGGGGAUUCCCUUUGUGUUUCUAUGUGAAGUCAUACGAAGUCAUGACUUUACACAGAAACACAAAGGAGUCAACUCCAUCAAGCUGGAGUUGUUGUCACUUCAUCCCCCUCUUUUGAAUUUCUUCAUUGUGGUUAUUGAUUCUCUUAGGAACUAACAGUAAAGACAGUGCACCCCUUACCAUAAUGCUUGGAAGACAGGUGUUAGUUUGUACCAGGACAAGAGAGGACCCUGGAACACCCCCUCUCUGUAUCAGCCCAAGGUGGGAUAAGGAGCUAGCUCAUCCUCUGUCCUUUAAAAAAAUCUUUCCUGUACUAAUAAUGGUCAGCGUAUUUUUUUUUUUUUCAUUUCGUGAUUCCAGUUGGGCCAAGGUACAAAAGCAUCCAUGUGUUGUUUGAGGUGGGGGGAGGAAAUUAGCACCAUUUUUUCCUAACUAUGUUUCAAUUAUAUAAAGAAUAAAUGAUGAAGAAAUUCUCCUUGUAGCUCACAUGUAUGCUGUAUCCAUUGGUAUGCACUCAGAGCCUGGUCGUGAGUUUUACCCUGUGGGUAACUCUUAAAGAAUGGUCAUAUUAUUGUGUAUAUUAUCAAUACAACUUGUGAAUUUGAGUUUAUAUUUCUCAAAGAACGAGUUACCCAUGUAUGCAAUAUUGCACUCUAAAAAGCACUGUUUCCUCUGUACACAAAAUGGGUAAAGUCUUGAAAAAACUCUGUGAUUGCUCAUUCCUGACUUGGGGACACUAGUCUCUUUUCUCUGAACGCUGAUCAAUAUUUUGGAACAUUUGUCAUCCUUUAGAAUAGUGGAGAUUAAAGCCGAGCAGUUUUCCAUCUCUACUAAAUCUUUUAGCACAAGCAGAAUUCUAUGACAAUAUGCAGAAUUAUCCGGUAUGUUAAAAACCAUACCUUUCUCUAACCUUUCACUCCUACAAGCCCUUUUCUGAAAUCGUAUUUUUAAGAGAAAUAUAUGGUUCUUUCUAACAGGCCUGCUGAUUUGUGACUGUGCAGUUGAAUAGAGCAAUUAGAACCACCACUCAGGCCUUUUCUCCCUCAUUAGGUUCAGUGUAACCAUUCUAGUUAAAACAGCAUGAACUGAAUUCAGUUUACAUUCACCUUCCGUGGGCAGUACCAUUUGGUUUUAUGAACUGUUUAUCUGCUGUUGCCUAUCAAGGAUUAAUGUAGGAGUGUCCUGUGCACUGGGGUGCAUGGCUCCUGCUGCUGGGCUUGCUAAAUACACUCGCUCACCUCGGGAUUGUGGGCAGGGAGCCAUGGCCUGGCACCAUUCAGUGGACGCCUGUUAAGACGCAUUGAGUGGCUCUUACUUUUUGCUCUCUCUCCCAUAGAAACCUUUGUCCCUGCAACUUUAUCUCGCUCCAAUUGGGUCCCAAAUACACAAGAUGUACAAAUGUAAACUUGUUGAUUUUAUUAAAAUUCUUUUAGUUAUUUGUUCUUUCUGUAAUUUUUUUGUCAAAUAAAAACCAUCUUGGUGGAGUGCAGGUU